Zingiber officinale is the source of this 2071-nucleotide messenger RNA. RefSeq names its product alpha-mannosidase I MNS5-like. Gene Ontology annotation, cellular component: endoplasmic reticulum; membrane. Gene Ontology annotation, biological process: endoplasmic reticulum mannose trimming; mannose trimming involved in glycoprotein ERAD pathway; carbohydrate metabolic process. The coding region runs from base 176 to 1906 and encodes 576 amino acids. Lineage: Eukaryota; Viridiplantae; Streptophyta; Magnoliopsida; Zingiberales; Zingiberaceae. The transcript has 15 exons. Gene Ontology annotation, molecular function: mannosyl-oligosaccharide 1,2-alpha-mannosidase activity; calcium ion binding. The record is from RefSeq and is a predicted model, not a curated record.
UGCAUUUACCUAUCGCAAGGAAAAAACAAACAAAAGGGGAAAAAGGGAAAAGAAACGUCGUCGUCGAAGGCAAAACGGGCGUCGGGAGCUUCGACAAAUGAUCCUUUGAAGAAGAUCGGAUCGAUACCACCGUCGCCUUCAUCCUGCCUCUUUUCUGGUAGAAUAGGGGCACAAGAUGCCGUGUUUUCGAUCUUCCACGGCGCCACUGCGGCGGCUCUUCGUGCUGCUUUUGCUUCUAUCCGCGUCGUUCGCCCCGGCGGUUGGUUUUGGUUCCGCCAAGAGGAUGUACAUGAGAGAGAAGGUCCGUAACAUGUUUUACCAUGCAUAUGAGAAUUAUAUGGCUUAUGCUUUUCCACAUGAUGAGCUAAAACCUCUCACAAAGACUUACACAGACUCACUCAGUGAACUUGGAAAUUUAAAGCUGGAACACUUGCCUCAUUAUUACAAUGGUUCCGCAUUGACUCUCGUUGAGUCGUUGUCGAGCCUUCUUGUCUUAGGUAACUACACUGAGUUUGAAAAAGGAGUUCUUUGGCUUUCCGACAACCUUACUUUUGAUGUGGAUGCUCGUGUUAACCUUUUUGAGUGCAACAUAAGACUUCUUGGGGGGCUUGUCUCUGCUCAUAUUCUUGCAACUGAUUCUAAAAGCAGGUUAGAAAAUGGUUUGUAUAAGAAUCAGCUACUUGACUUAGCUGAAGACUUAGGUCAGAGAUUUUUGCCUGCAUUUGAGACUCCCACUGGAUUGCCUUACGCAUGGAUUAACCUAAAGUAUGGAGUGAUGGAGGAGGAGACAACAGAAACAAGUACAUCAGGGUGCGGUUCUCUUAUUCUUGAAAUGGGGGCAUUAUCACGACUAACUGGCAAUCCUAGAUUUGAAGCUGUUGCUCUUCGUGCUCUCCGCAAAUUAUGGAGCAUGAGAAGUUCUUUGAAUCUUUUGGGCACUACACUUGAUGUGAUUACUGGAGAGUGGAUAGAGUAUUCCACUGGAAUUGGUGCUGGAGUUGAUUCAUUUUAUGAAUAUUUAAUGAAAGCCUAUGUUAUUUUUGGAAAUGAUGAGUUUUGGGACAUGUUUCACUCAGCUUAUCUUGCUGUGCAGAAGUAUUUCCGGCAUGGACCCUGGUAUCAUGAAGCUGAUAUGAGGACUGGGAAAGCAACAUAUUGGCAACUAACAAGCCUUCAAGCCUUCUGGCCUGGUCUUCAGAUUCUUGUGGGAGAUGUAUCUUCUGCCAAUUCAUCACAUCGUGAAUUCUUCCAUGUAUGGGAGAAGUUUGGUGUAUUACCAGAAAGGUAUCUUCUGGACCAUAACAUGUUGCACCCUACUGAGAAAUAUUACCCAUUGCGCCCAGAACUUGCAGAGUCAACUUUUUAUCUUUAUCAAGCAACUAAAGAUCCUUGGUAUAUGGAAGUGGGUGAGAAAAUGAUUGAUUCUCUCAAUUUUUAUGCUAGAGUUGAUGGUGGUUUUGCAAGCAUCAGAGAUGUUUCAACUAUGCAACUAGAAGAUCAUCAGCAUAGCUUCUUUCUCUCUGAGACGUGUAAAUAUCUGUAUCUUCUUUAUGAUGAUUCAUUCUUAGCCGAUCAGAACUAUGUCUUUACUACUGAAGGUCACCCCCUUCCAAUCAGAAGUUCUUGGCAUGAUAGACUACCAGAGGCCUUCAUCCCUAGGAACUGGACUUCAGUGAAGGUUGGAAACCAAGCAACUCGAGCGAGCGCAUUGUCUCAACAAGUUUGUCCUGCAACAACCACUGGCCUACGAGAUUCACAACAGAUAGAGAGUGCUUGUCAUGUCCCCGAUUUGCAUGUCGAUCACAGAUGUAGAAUGGAUGAUGAAUGUGGCAUCGACUCGACGACGUGUAGGAAUCGGGAUUGCAGUAUGGCUGGCUAUUGCGGAUUGUGGUCAUUCACGCGAUAAUUCUCGACUCAUACAAUAGCUAACAUUCUUUUUUUUUUUUUUGUUAGAGAAAUAAAGACAUUUUGAAAAUAUUGAUUUAAUUGUCCACUGGAUGUGGUUGAUUUUAGUGCAUUUAAUCUGUAGAAAAAAUAAAGAGAGAACUAGAUAACCUUGAAUUUGGGAUGA